GGUAGGGGGCAGUUCCCACGGGAUCCAGCUGCACGGCUCAGAGGUGGCGGCCUUGGAGAGCCUUCGGGAAAAGCUGCUGAAGGGGCCAGGCGGUAGCAACAACCUUCUUCGAACCCCUCCUCCUCUGCCCUCCCCCAGACCUUAGCGGCCUCCAGCAGAGAGCUAGCUGCAUCUUUGGGGACAGCAGGACAGCGGGGAAGCUGCGUACUGAGCGCGCGAGAGCGGCCAACAGUGGGGAUGCGAGGGGCAUGCACCCGGUCUCGCGAGAUCUCCUGUUUCCUAAAGGCGAGGCGCGGGCGGCAUCCUGCAGUGAAUUGCGAAGGUCUCGCCGAGGCUGAACAUAAUAUCGCGAUAGUUCCCACAGCGCAUGCGGGUGCCGGCGGCGGCGGCAUAUUGGCUCCGCCCCUUAGUGCUCCGUGAGGUUGUGCGUCAUUUGCUUUUCGCUUCGCGUGGGGUGAGAGAGGAGCUGUAGCGAUUUCGGCUUUGGUGGAAGGAGAGGUCUGGGACGGGCAGGGCUCAGUUUUUCCCCGUUCCGGUGGAGGUUCUCCUGGGAUCACGCGAAGGCCGCAGAGGUUGCCUACUGAGUGCAGGAGCUGCGGAGGCGCGGGCAGCGUCUUCUGGUCGUGCUGUUCUUAGCCGGUCCUCCAGUAGCUUGACCUGAGUGGCUUUAUUAGUGCUUCAGAGGAACAAACCAGUAGACCAGAACUUGGUCAGGAAGUUUCAGGAAGCUGUUGGAGGAGUGUUGGGAUUUCCCACCAGGAUGACUAUGAUUGGCUGUGAUUUUAGAUCUUAAAUCAGAAAAUUGGAAACAUGAAAGUAGACAGGACUAAACUGAAAAAGACACCUACUGAGGCCGUGGGGAUUGCCCUUCCAAGCAUUAAAGCAAAGGACAAAAAACCAAAAUGGAAAUGUAAAAUACCAUAUCCAAAAUAAAAGGACACAUGACAAUAGCCAUUCUAACAGCCUGCAGACUGCAGAGCCUUAAUAGACAAACUCAAAGUUUGUAAUGAUGAGCAACUCCUCUUGGAACUGCAGCAAAUCAAAACAUGGAACAUUGGCAAGUGUGAGUUAUAUCACUGGGUGGAUCUUUUGGACCGCUUUGAUGGAAUUCUGGCAGAUGCUGGACAAACAGUGGAGAAUAUGUCAUGGAUGCUUGUAUGUGAUAGGCCAGAAAAAGAGCAGCUAAAAAUGCUUCUAUUGGCUGUAUUGAACUUCACAGCCUUGCUUAUUGAGUACAGCUUUUCUCGGCAUCUGUACAGUUCCAUAGAGCAUUUGACAACUUUAUUGGCUUCCUCUGAUAUGCAAGUGGUGCUGGCAGUCCUUAACCUUCUAUAUGUAUUUAGCAAAAGAUCAAACUACAUCACACGUCUUGGAUCUGACAAGAGGACCCCACUACUGACAAGGCUGCAACAUUUGGCAGAGAGCUGGGGUGGAAAGGAGAAUGGCUUUGGACUUGCAGAAUGUUGCAGAGACUUGCACAUGUUGAAAUAUCCACCCAGUGCAACCACACUACACUUUGAAUUCUAUGCGGAUCCUGGAGCUGAGGUCAAAAUUGAGAAGAGGACAACUAGUAAUACACUACAUUAUAUUCACAUAGAACAACUUGACAAGAUUUCAGAAAGCCCUUCUGAAAUAAUGGAAUCUCUUACCAAAAUGUACAGCAUUCCUAAGGAUAAGCAGAUGCUGUUAUUUACUCAUAUACGGCUGGCCCAUGGUUUUUCUAAUCACAGGAAGAGAUUACAAGCUGUUCAGGCAAGACUGCAUGCAAUAUCUAUAUUAGUCUAUUCCAAUGCCUUGCAAGAGUCAGCAAACAGUAUCUUGUAUAAUGGGUUGAUAGAGGAGUUGGUAGAUGUCCUUCAAAUCACAGACAAGCAGCUUAUGGAAAUUAAAGCUGCUUCUUUACGAACGUUAACAUCAAUUGUGCAUUUGGAAAGAACUCCCAAGCUCAGUAGUAUUAUUGACUGCACGGGAACUGCCUCCUACCAUGGAUUUUUGCCUGUGCUUGUGCGGAACUGCAUUCAGGCUAUGAUUGAUCCUUCCAUGGACCCAUACCCACAUCAGUUUGCCACUGCUCUCUUCUCCUUUUUGUACCACCUGGCCAGCUAUGAUGCUGGUGGUGAAGCCUUGGUCUCCUGUGGAAUGAUGGAAGCCUUACUAAAGGUCAUAAAAUUUCUUGGUGAUGAACAAGACCAGAUAACAUUUGUCACCAGAGCUGUCAGAGUGGUUGACCUUAUCACCAACUUGGACAUGGCAGCUUUUCAGUCUCAUAGUGGUCUUUCUAUCUUCAUCUACAGACUUGAGCACGAAGUAGAUUUGUGUCGAAAAGAAUGUCCUUUUGUGAUCAAGCCAAAGAUCCAGAGACCUAGUACCGCUCAAGAAGGAGAAGAAAUGGAAACGGAUAUGGAUGUUGCAGAUGUAACUAUGGAAAGCAGUCCAGGCUCGUCCAUAUCUAUGGAGCACCGGCUGGAUGUUGAAUUAAGGGCAUCAAGUUCCAACAGCAGCACUAGCAUCUCUGGCCCUGGCCCGGGCCCUGGCCCAGGCCCUGGCCCUGGCCCUGGUCCUGGCCCUGGCCCUGGUCCUGGCCCUGGCCUUGGCCCUGGCCCUGGACCCCGUCCUGGAGUCCAGUGUAUUCCCCAACGAGCAGCACUUCUCAAGUCCAUGUUGAAUUUCCUCAAGAAGGCCAUUCAAGACCCUGCUUUCUCAGAUGGCAUACGGCAUGUGAUGGAUGGUUCUCUACCUACCUCUCUGAAACACAUCAUUAGCAAUGCAGAAUACUAUGGCCCAUCUCUCUUCCUCCUAGCUACUGAAGUGGUGACUGUGUUUGUAUUUCAAGAGCCAUCACUGCUAUCCUCACUCCAGGACAAUGGGCUGACAGAUGUCAUGCUGCACGCACUGCUCAUCAAAGAUGUUCCUGCUACAAGGGAAGUCCUUGGUUCCCUCCCAAAUGUAUUCAGUGCACUUUGCUUGAAUGCCCGAGGUCUUCAGUCUUUUGUACAAUGUCAGCCAUUUGAACGUUUGUUCAAAGUUCUUCUGUCUCCUGAUUACCUCCCAGCCAUGCGGAGGAGGAGGAGUUCCGAUCCCCUUGGGGAUACUGCAUCCAACUUGGGAAGUGCUGUUGAUGAGCUCAUGAGACAUCAACCCACCCUCAAAACAGAUGCAACAACUGCCAUUAUCAAGUUACUUGAGGAAAUCUGUAAUCUUGGAAGAGAUCCAAAAUAUAUCUGUCAGAAGCCUUCCAUCCAGAAAGCAGAUGGUACUGCUAGUGCUCCUCCUCCAAGGUCUAAUCAUGCUGCAGAAGAAGCCUCUAGUGAAGAUGAGGAGGAAGAGGAAGUACAGGCCAUGCAGAGCUUUAAUUCUGCCCAGCAGAAUGAAACCGAGCCUAAUCAGCAGGUUGUUGGUACAGAGGAACGUAUUCCGAUCCCCCUCAUGGAUUACAUCCUUAAUGUGAUGAAAUUUGUGGAAUCUAUUCUGAGCAACAAUACAACAGAUGACCACUGUCAAGAAUUUGUAAAUCAGAAAGGACUCUUACCUUUGGUUACCAUUUUGGGUCUUCCCAAUCUGCCCAUUGACUUUCCCACAUCUGCUGCCUGUCAGGCUGUUGCAGGUGUCUGCAAAUCCAUAUUGACCCUUUCACAUGAACCCAAAGUUCUUCAAGAAGGUCUCCUUCAGUUAGACUCUAUCCUUUCCUCCUUGGAGCCUUUACACCGGCCCAUUGAGUCCCCCGGGGGCUCUGUGUUACUGCGAGAACUGGCAUGCGCAGGCAAUGUUGCUGAUGCCACCCUCUCAGCUCAGGCCACACCUCUGUUGCAUGCGCUCACUGCUGCCCAUGCCUACAUCAUGAUGUUUGUUCACACUUGCAGAGUUGGACAGAGUGAAAUUCGUUCCAUCUCUGUAAACCAGUGGGGUUCUCAGUUGGGUUUGAGUGUUCUGAGCAAGCUAAGCCAGUUAUACUGUUCUCUGGUAUGGGAAAGCACUGUCCUCCUCUCUCUGUGUACCCCUAACAGCUUACCGUCUGGAUGUGAAUUUGGCCAAGCAGACAUGCAGAAACUUGUUCCAAAGGAUGAGAAGGCAGGUACGACCCAGGGCGGAAAAAGAUCAGAUGGAGAACAGGAUGGAGCAGCUGGAAGUAUGGAUUCUUCUACCCAGGGCUUAUUGGAAGGAAUUGAGCUAGAUGGUGAUACAUUGGCUCCCAUGGAGACAGAUGAACCUUCUUCGGAUUCUAAGGGCAAAUCUAAAAUCACACCUGCUAUGGCUGCCAGAAUUAAACAAAUCAAGCCGUUGCUGUCAGCUUCUUCCAGAUUAGGCCGUGCACUUGCUGAGCUCUUUGGACUCCUUGUUAAGCUUUGUGUGGGUUCUCCUGUCCGUCAAAGAAGGAGCCAUCAUGCUGCCAGUACCACUACUGCACCAACACCUGCUGCUAGAUCAACAGCUUCAGCCCUCACGAAGCUACUAACAAAGGGCUUAUCUUGGCAGCCCCCACCAUAUACACCUACUCCCCGCUUCAGGUUGACAUUCUUCAUCUGUUCAGUUGGAUUCACAUCUCCAAUGCUGUUUGAUGAGAGAAAGUAUCCGUACCACCUUAUGCUGCAGAAAUUUCUCUGUUCUGGAGGUCACAAUGCUCUUUUUGAAACUUUCAACUGGGCUCUGUCUAUGGGAGGAAAAGUUCCAGUUUCUGAGGGAUUGGAGCAUUCAGACUUACCCGAUGGCACAGGAGAAUUUCUAGAUGCCUGGCUUAUGCUUGUAGAAAAGAUGGUGAAUCCCACCACGGUGCUUGAGUCUCCACAUUCGUUGCCUGCCAAAUUGCCUGGAGGGGUCCAGAGCUUUCCACAAUUCAGUGCCCUCCGCUUUCUUGUAGUAACUCAAAAAGCAGCCUUUACUUGCAUCAAGAACCUAUGGAACCGGAAACCCCUUAAAGUAUAUGGGGGACGAAUGGCUGAGUCUAUGCUGGCCAUUCUAUGCCACAUUCUCCGAGGAGAACCUGUAAUUCGAGAGAGACUGAGCAAAGAGAAGGAAGGAACUCGAGGAGAAGAAGAUGCAGGCCAAGAAGAAGGUGGCUCCCGCAGAGAACCUCAGGUCAACCAGCAACAGCUGCAACAGCUCAUGGACAUGGGUUUCACAAGAGAACAUGCCAUGGAGGCUCUGUUGAACACCAGCACGAUGGAACAAGCAACAGAGUACCUUUUAACCCAUCCUCCUCCAAUCAUAGGAGGAGUUGUUCGGGAUCUUAGCAUGUCUGAAGAGGACCAGAUGAUGAGAGCAAUUGCCAUGUCUCUGGGACAGGAUAUUCCAAUGGAUCAAAGGGCAGAGUCACCUGAGGAAGUUGCUUGCCGAAAGGAAGAAGAGGAACGGAAAGCUCGAGAAAAACAAGAAGAGGAAGAAGCUAAGUGUCUAGAGAAGUUUCAAGAUGCUGACCCAUUGGAACAAGAUGAACUCCACACUUUCACAGAUACAAUGUUACCAGGCUGUUUCCAUCUUCUUGAUGAGCUACCUGAUACAGUGUACCGUGUUUGUGAUCUGAUCAUGACAGCUAUCAAACGUAAUGGAGCCGACUAUCGUGAUAUGAUUCUGAAGCAGGUUGUCAACCAGGUUUGGGAAGCUGCUGAUGUAUUGAUAAAAGCUGCUCUUCCUCUAACAACAAGUGACACAAAAACAGUAUCAGAGUGGAUCAGUCAGAUGGCUACCCUGCCACAGGCCUCCAAUUUGGCUACUAGAAUCUUGCUUUUAACACUACUCUUUGAGGAGUUGAAGCUGCCUUGUGCCUGGGUGGUGGAAUCAAGUGGCAUCCUUAAUGUCUUAAUCAAGCUCUUAGAAGUGGUUCAGCCCUGUCUGCAGGCUGCCAAAGAGCAAAAGGAAGUCCAGACUCCCAAGUGGAUCACCCCAGUGUUGCUCCUUAUCGAUUUUUAUGAAAAGACGGCCAUCUCAUCAAAGAGAAGAGCCCAAAUGACUAAGUACCUACAGUCCAACAACAAUAACUGGCGCUGGUUUGAUGACCGCUCUGGACGUUGGUGUAGUUACAGUGCUAGCAACAACAGUACCAUUGAUUCUGCCUGGAAAUCCGGAGAAACAAGUGUGAGAUUCACUGCAGGCCGACGAAGAUACACUGUUCAGUUCACUACCAUGGUGCAGGUUAAUGAAGAAACAGGGAACCGACGCCCUGUGAUGCUAACUCUCCUCAGGGUACCACGACUGAAUAAAAACUCAAAAAGCAGCAAUGGACAGGAACUGGAAAAGACACUAGAAGAAAGCAAAGAAACUGAUAUCAAACGUAAAGAAAAUAAAGGGAAUGAUAUUCCCUUGGCUCUAGAGAGUACAAACACUGAAAAAGAAGCAAGCCUAGAAGAAACAAAAAUUGGAGAGAUCUUAAUCCAGGGCCUGACUGAAGAUAUGGUGACUGUUCUAAUCAGAGCCUGUGUGAGCAUGCUGGGCGUUCCUGUGGACCCAGACACUUUGCAUGCUACCCUUCGCCUCUGUCUGAGGCUCACACGCGACCACAAAUAUGCCAUGAUGUUUGCAGAGCUGAAGAGUACACGAAUGAUCUUGAAUUUGACCCAGAGCUCAGGCUUCAAUGGCUUUACUCCCUUAGUCACCCUUCUCUUAAGACACAUUAUUGAGGAUCCUUGUACUCUACGUCAUACUAUGGAAAAGGUUGUUCGUUCAGCAGCUACAAGUGGAGCUGGAAGUACUACAUCUGGUGUUGUAUCUGGUAGCCUCGGCUCUCGGGAGAUCAACUACAUCCUUCGAGUCCUUGGGCCAGCUGCCUGCCGCAAUCCAGACAUAUUCACAGAAGUAGCCAAUUGCUGUAUCCGCAUUGCUCUUCCAGCCCCUCGAGGCUCAGGGACUGCUUCAGAUGAUGAAUUUGAGAAUCUUAGAAUUAAAGGUCCUAAUGCUGUACAGCUAGUAAAGACAACACCUUUGAAACCUUCAUCUUUGCCUGUCAUUCCUGAUACUAUUAAGGAAGUUAUCUAUGAUAUGCUGAAUGCUUUGGCUGCAUACCAUGCUCCAGAGGAAGCAGACAAAUCUGAUCCUAAACCCGGGGGAAUGACCCAAGAGGUUGGCCAGCUCCUGCAAGACAUGGGUGACGAUGUAUACCAGCAGUACCGAUCACUUACUCGUCAGAGCAGUGACUUUGAUACACAGUCAGGUUUUUCCUUAAAUAGUCAGGUCUUUGCUGCAGACGGUACCCCUACUGAGACUUCCACACCUGGAACCUCCCAAGGAGAGGUAGCUUCAACUCCAGAGGACACUCGAGAAGGGAAGAAAGAUAAAGAAGGGGACCGGACCUCCGAGGAAGGCAAGCAGAAAGGCAAGGGCAGCAAACCUUUAAUGCCUACCUCUACUAUCCUUCGUCUUCUGGCAGAGUUGGUGAGGUCCUAUGUUGGUAUUGCUACCCUGAUUGCAAACUACAGCUAUACCGUGGGCCAGUCUGAGCUGAUCAAAGAGGACUGCAGUGUGCUAGCUUUUGUCCUGGACCACCUCCUCCCACACACCCAGAAUGCAGAAGAUAAGGACACACCUGCACUGGCCCGUCUGUUUCUUGCAAGUUUGGCUGCUGCGGGGAGUGGCACAGAUGCCCAGGUGGCCUUAGUGAAUGAAGUAAAAGCAGCCCUGGGACGGGCACUUGCUAUGGCUGAGAGUACAGAGAAACAUGCCAGACUCCAGGCAGUGAUGUGUAUCAUCAGUACUAUCAUGGAGUCCUGCCCUUCCACCUCCAGUUUCUACAGUAGUGCUACAACCAAGACUCAGCAUAAUGGCAUGAACAACAUCAUUCGACUGUUCCUGAAGAAGGGACUAGUCAAUGACCUGGCCAGAGUUCCUCACAGCCUAGACCUGUCAAGUCCCAAUAUGGCCAAUACAGUCAAUGCUGCUCUAAAACCUUUGGAAACACUUUCCCGGAUUGUAAACCAGCCCAGUAGCCUUUUUGGCAGCAAGGGUGCUUCUAGCAAGAACAAGUCUGAGCAGGAUGCCCAAGGAGCCUCUCAGGACUCAAGUAGCCAUCAGCAAGAUCCAGGCGAGCCUGGGGAAGCAGAAGUACAGGAGGAGGAUCAUGAUGUCACUCAGACAGAGGUGGCAGAUGGGGAUAUCAUGGAUGGGGAGGCUGAGACCGACUCAGUGGUGAUUGCUGGGCAGCCUGAGGUGCUCAGUUCACAAGAGAUGCAGGUUGAGAAUGAGCUGGAGGACCUGAUAGAUGAGUUGCUUGAGAGGGAUGGCGGAUCUGGGAACAGUACAAUUAUAGUGAGCAGAAGUGGAGAGGAUGAAUCACAAGAGGACGUGCUGAUGGAUGAAGCUCCUUCCAACCUCAGCCAAGCUUCCACCUUGCAGGCCAACCGAGAAGAUUCCAUGAAUAUCCUGGACCCUGAGGAUGAGGAGGAGCACACUCAGGAAGAGGACAGCAGUGGCAGUAACGAGGAUGAGGAUGAUAGUCAGGAUGAAGAGGAGGAGGAGGAGGAAGAUGAGGAAGAUGAUCAGGAGGAUGAUGAAGGUGAAGAAGGAGAUGAAGAUGAUGACGACGAUGGUUCUGAGAUGGAAUUGGAUGAGGAUUACCCUGAUAUGAACGCUUCUCCCUUGGUCCGAUUUGAGCGCUUUGACCGGGAGGAUGAUCUCAUCAUUGAGUUUGACAACAUGUUCUCCAGUGCUACGGACAUCCCCCCAUCCCCAGGAAAUAUUCCUACCACCCACCCAUUGAUGGUACGCCAUGCAGAUCACAGUUCCCUGACACUGGGCAGUGGCUCUUCCACAACUCGUCUUACCCAGGGCAUCGGUCGCAGUCAAAGGACUCUUAGACAGCUGACAGCCAAUACAGGCCAUACCAUUCAUGUUCACUACCCUGGAAAUCGCCAGCCUAACCCUCCUCUUAUACUUCAGAGGUUGCUUGGUCCCUCAGCUGCUGCUGACAUCCUUCAGCUGAGCAGCAGCCUUCCCUUACAAAGCCGAGGCCGGGCCCGCCUCCUAGUGGGCAAUGAUGAUGUCCAUAUCAUCGCCAGGUCUGACGAUGAGCUGCUGGAUGACUUCUUCCAUGACCAGAGUACAGCUACUAGCCAAGCAGGAACCCUGUCAAGCAUCCCUACAGCUCUGACCCGAUGGACAGAGGAAUGUAAAGUUCUUGAUGCCGAGAGCAUGCAUGACUGUGUUUCAGUGGUUAAAGUGCCCAUUGUCAAUCACCUGGAAUUCUUGAGAGAUGAGGAGCUAGAAGAGAGAAGGGAAAAACGCAGGAAACAACUGGCUGAGGAAGAAACAAAAAUAAUAGACAAAAGCAAAGAAGACAAGGAAAACAGAGAUCAAAGUGCACAGUGUACUGUAUCUAAGACAAAUGACUCCACUGAACCAAAUGUCUCAGAUGGGACUCCUAUGCCUGACAGCUAUCCAACAACACCCUCUUCAACGGAUGCAGCUACAUCUGAGUCCAAGGAACUUGGUACUCUAGAACCCUCCCAGCAGCAGCCUGCACUCCCACCCCCGCCAGCCUUAGGAGCGAUUCCUCAGGAACUGCAGUCCCCUGCUGAAGAAGUGGGAAACUCUACACAGCUAUUGAUGCCUAUAGAGUUGGAGGAAUUGGGUCCCACAAGGCCAAGUGGAGAAACAGAAACAACUCAAAUGGAAUUGUCCCCAGCUCCCACCAUAACCUCUCUUUCCCCAGAGAGAGCUGAAGAUUCAGAUGCAUUAACAGCUGUCAGUAGUCAGCUAGAAGGUUCUCCCAUGGACACCAGCAGCUUGGCUUCCUGUACAUUAGAAGAGGCUGUGGGUGACACUCCAGCAGCUGGCAGUUCAGAGCAGCCCACAGCAGGCAGCUCCACUCCUGGGGAUGCCCCAUCAGUUGUGGCAGAAGUGCAAGGCAGACCUGAUGUGUCAGGAGAAUCCACCCAGCAACCUGAGGACAACUCUCCCCCUGCAUCCUCUGAGAGUUCUUCCACCAGAGAUUCUGCUGUGGCCAUCUCUGGAGCAGAUUCUCGAGGAAUUCUAGAAGAGCCACUACCUUCAACAAGCAGUGAAGAAGAAGAUCCCCUUGCUGGUAUCAGUCUCCCUGAAGGUGUAGAUCCCUCCUUUUUGGCUGCUCUCCCUGAUGAUAUCCGUCGGGAAGUCCUACAGAACCAGCUGGGCAUCCGUCCACCAGCCCGAAGUGCUCCCUCCACAAACAACUCAGCUCCUGCAGUAGUGGGGAAUCCUGGUGUGACUGAAGUGAGCCCUGAAUUCCUGGCCGCCCUACCUCCAGCCAUUCAAGAGGAAGUACUAGCACAGCAGAGAGCUGAACAGCAGCGACGGGAACUGGCCCAGAAUGCCAGCUCAGACACCCCAAUGGACCCUGUGACCUUCAUUCAGACUCUGCCCUCAGAUUUGCGCCGGAGUGUCCUAGAGGACAUGGAAGACAGUGUGUUGGCUGUGAUGCCACCAGACAUUGCAGCUGAGGCUCAAGCCCUAAGACGAGAACAAGAAGCCCGGCAGCGGCAGCUCAUGCAUGAGCGUCUUUUUGGACACAGCAGUACCUCUGCACUCUCUGCCAUUCUUCGAAGCCCAGCUUUUACCAGUCGCCUGAGUGGCAACCGUGGGGUCCAAUAUACUCGCCUUGCUGUACAGAGAGGCGGCACCUUCCAGAUGGGAGGUAGCAGCAGCCAUAAUAGGCCUUCUGGCAGUAAUGUGGACACACUCCUCCGCCUCCGAGGACGACUCCUCCUGGACCAUGAAGCCCUGUCUUGCCUCUUGGUCUUACUUUUUGUGGAUGAGCCAAAGCUCAAUACUAGCCGUCUACAUCGAGUACUGAGAAAUCUCUGCUACCAUGCUCAGACCCGUCACUGGGUCAUCCGCAGCCUCCUGUCCAUUUUGCAGCGCAGCAGUGAGAGUGAGUUGUGCAUUGAGACACCCAAGCUCUCCACAAGUGAAGAAAGGGGUAAGAAGUCAAGCAAGAGCUGUGUUGCUGCAUCAAGCAGCCAUGAGAACCGUCCCCUGGAUCUGCUCCACAAGAUGGAGUCCAAAAGUUCCAAUCAGCUCUCCUGGCUCUCAGUAUCUAUGGAUGCUGCCUUAGGCUGUAGGACUAACAUAUUCCAGAUUCAACGUUCUGGAGGGCGUAAACAUACAGAGAAGCAUGCAAGUAGUGGUUCCACUGUCCACAUCCACCCCCAGGCUGCUCCUGUUGUCUGCAGACAUGUUCUGGAUACACUCAUUCAAUUGGCCAAGGUGUUUCCCAGCCACUUUACACAGCAGCGGACCAAAGAAACAAAUUGUGAGAGUGAUCGGGAAAGGGGCAGUAAGCAGGCCUGCAGCCCAUGCUCUUCACAGUCCUCUAGCAGUGGCAUUUGUACAGACUUCUGGGACUUACUGGUAAAACUGGACAACAUGAAUGUUAGCCGGAAAGGCAAGAACUCCGUGAAGUCAGUACCAGUGAGCUCUAGUGGUGAAGGGGAAACUUCUCCACACAGCCUUGAAGCCUCUCCACUGGGGCAGCUCAUGAACAUGUUGUCACAUCCAGUCAUCCGCCGGAGUUCUCUAUUAACUGAGAAACUCCUAAGACUCCUCUCACUCAUCUCAAUUGCUCUCCCAGAAAACAAAGUAUCCGAAACACAAGCUAACUCUGGCAGCAGCAGUGCUUCUUCCACUGCUGCCACUUCAGCCACAUGUUCCACCACCACCACCACCACCACCACCACCACCACCACUACUGCCGCUGCCUCCACGCCAACACCCCCUGCUGCAACCACCCCUGUCACUUCUGCUCCAGCUCCGGUUGCUGCCACAACUAUUUCCACCAUUACUGUAGCUUCUUCUACCACAGUGACUACCCCCACAACUGCUACCACUACUGUUUCAACUUCCACUACUAAAGGCAGCAAAUCUCCAGCAAAGGUGGGUGAAGGAGGCAGCAAUGCUUUAGACUUAAAAAUGGUAUCCUCUGGCCUCACUGAAAACCAGUUACAGCUCUCUGUGGAGGUGUUGACUUCCCACUCUUGUUCUGAAGAAGGCUUGGAAGAUGCAGCCAAUGUAUUACUGCAGCUCUCUCGGGGGGACUCUGGGACCCGAGACACUGUUCUUAAGCUGCUACUGAAUGGAGCCCGCCAUCUGGGUUAUACCCUUUGUAAACAGAUAGGUACCCUACUUGCUGAGCUACGGGAGUACAAUCUAGAACAGCAGCGGCGAGCCCAGUGUGAAGCCCUUUCUCCUGAUGGUCUACCUGAGGAGCAGCCACAGACCACUAAGCUGAAAGGCAAAAUGCAGAGCAGGUUUGAUAUGGCUGAGAAUGUGGUAAUUGUAGCGUCUCAGAAGCGCCCCUUGGGUGGCCGGGAGCUCCAGCUGCCUUCUAUGUCCAUGUUGACAUCCAAGACAUCUACGCAGAAGUUCUUCUUGAGGGUACUGCAGGUCAUCAUCCAGCUGCGGGAUGACACACGACGAGCUAACAAGAAAGCCAAGCAGACAGGCAGGCUAGGUUCCUCCGGUUUAGGCUCAGCUAGCAGCAUCCAGGCAGCUGUUCGGCAGCUGGAGGCUGAGGCUGAUGCCAUUAUACAAAUGGUACGUGAGGGUCAAAGGGCGCGGAGACAGCAACAAGCAGCAACGUCGGAGUCUAACCAGUCAGAAGCAUCUGUCCGGAGAGAAGAGUCACCCAUGGAUGUGGACCAGCCAUCUCCCAGUGCUCAAGAUACUCAGUCCAUUGGUCACACGAUCUGCAGGUGCCACAGCCAGGACUCAAACCUAGGGCUGUCAGAGCCUGGAAGAAUAGUCAGGAUUUGGUUAGAGGAUGAAAACAAAGUAGCCUCAGAUGGAACACCACAGGUGGAGAAGGAGAAAGAGGAGAGACCACCUGAGUUACCCCUGCUCAGUGAGCAGCUGAGUCUAGAUGAGCUGUGGGACAUGUUAGGGGAAUGUUUAAAGGAACUGGAGGAAUCCCAUGACCAGCAUGCAGUAUUAGUGCUACAGCCUGCUGUCGAGGCCUUCUUUUUGGUCCAUGCCACAGAGCGGGAGAGCAAGCCGCCUGUCCGAGACACCCGUGAGAGCCAGCUGGCUCACAUCAAGGAUGAGCCUCCUCCACUCUCCCCUGCCCCCUUAACUCCAGCCACUCCUUCCUCCCUUGACCCAUUCUUCUCCAGGGAGCCCUCAUCUAUGCACAUCUCCUCAAGCCUGCCCCCUGACACACAGAAGUUCCUUCGUUUUGCAGAGACUCACCGCACUGUGUUAAACCAGAUUCUACGGCAGUCCACAACCCACCUUGCUGAUGGGCCUUUUGCUGUCUUAGUAGAUUACAUUCGUGUCCUCGACUUUGAUGUCAAGCGCAAAUAUUUCCGCCAAGAGCUGGAACGCUUGGACGAAGGGCUUCGGAAGGAAGACAUGGCUGUGCAUGUCCGCCGUGACCAUGUAUUUGAAGACUCCUAUCGUGAGCUGCAUCGCAAAUCUCCUGAAGAAAUGAAGAAUCGAUUGUAUAUAGUGUUUGAAGGAGAAGAAGGGCAGGAUGCCGGGGGGCUCCUGCGAGAAUGGUACAUGAUCAUCUCUCGAGAGAUGUUCAACCCUAUGUAUGCCUUGUUCCGUACCUCACCUGGUGACCGGGUCACUUACACAAUCAAUCCAUCUUCACACUGUAACCCCAACCACCUCAGCUAUUUCAAGUUUGUUGGGCGCAUUGUAGCCAAAGCUGUAUAUGACAACCGCCUGCUGGAGUGCUACUUUACUCGGUCCUUCUACAAACACAUCUUGGGCAAGUCUGUCAGGUAUACAGAUAUGGAGAGUGAAGAUUACCACUUCUACCAGGGCCUAGUUUAUCUGCUAGAAAAUGAUGUCUCCACACUAGGCUAUGACCUCACCUUCAGCACUGAGGUUCAAGAAUUUGGAGUAUGUGAAGUUCGUGACCUCAAACCCAAUGGAGCCAACAUCUUGGUAACAGAGGAGAAUAAGAAGGAAUAUGUACACCUGGUGUGCCAGAUGAGAAUGACAGGAGCCAUCCGCAAACAGCUGGCAGCCUUCUUGGAAGGCUUCUAUGAAAUCAUUCCAAAGCGCCUCAUUUCCAUCUUCACUGAGCAGGAAUUAGAGUUGCUCAUAUCAGGGCUGCCCACCAUCGACAUUGAUGAUCUAAAAUCUAACACUGAGUACCACAAGUACCAAUCCAACUCUAUUCAGAUCCAGUGGUUCUGGAGAGCAUUGCGUUCCUUUGACCAAGCAGAUCGUGCCAAGUUCCUCCAGUUUGUCACGGGUACUUCCAAGGUGCCCCUGCAAGGGUUUGCUGCCCUUGAAGGCAUGAACGGCAUUCAGAAAUUUCAGAUUCAUCGAGAUGACAGAUCCACAGAUCGCUUGCCUUCAGCUCACACGUGUUUUAAUCAACUGGACCUGCCUGCCUAUGAGAGCUUUGAGAAGCUCCGCCACAUGCUACUAUUGGCCAUCCAGGAGUGCUCUGAAGGUUUUGGGCUGGCGUAGUAGGGCUCUGCCUACUUCUGUGGGGGUUUUCUACCAUUGUUGGACCUGGGGAGGGGGGAUUUAAAAGAUCCAGAAAGAAAAUGUCAAAAUCCAAUAAAUAAACUUCACCAACUCACCAUGUGUGUGUCCCAGCUGCCCAUCUUCCCUAGUGCAUACCUGUUGCCUUCUCAUUCUCUUUCCUCGCCCCUUCCUUGCCUCUCCCUUUUCCAUGCCGUCCAUGAUCCCCCACCCCAUGUGUUAAGGCAUUAGCCUUUGCAGGGACCUGUUUGUCCCAACUGAACAGUGUGCUCCUCAGAUUCUGUGUUCAGAAGGAUUUGCUGCAUUGAGACUUGAAACCUUUGGAUAGGGGAAAAAUUAUAUAUAUAUAUAUUUUUUUGUUCUGUUUGCAUUUCUUAAUUUGUGCUUGGAAUGUGUUGAUGUGCACAGCUAAUGAUUUAAUGCGAGACAAGAUUGGCAUCUGUGUUGUGGAGGUUUCAAAUAAAGAGCACUCUUCAUAACUCACUUUUCACAACGGAGUUUUUUUCAAACAAAUUUUUUUUGGGGGAAAAAAAGCCCUCAUAUACAUACCAGACAAAUUAACUU
Acomys russatus (golden spiny mouse) is the source of this 14964-nucleotide messenger RNA. It is a transcript of the gene Huwe1, whose product is annotated as HECT, UBA and WWE domain containing E3 ubiquitin protein ligase 1. Lineage: Eukaryota; Metazoa; Chordata; Mammalia; Rodentia; Muridae. Gene Ontology annotation, molecular function: ubiquitin-protein transferase activity; protein binding. The transcript has 87 exons. The record is from RefSeq and is a predicted model, not a curated record. Gene Ontology annotation, biological process: proteasome-mediated ubiquitin-dependent protein catabolic process; protein polyubiquitination; positive regulation of protein catabolic process. Gene Ontology annotation, cellular component: nucleus; Golgi membrane. The coding region runs from base 1141 to 14382 and encodes 4413 amino acids.